Molecule: messenger RNA, 3079 nt
Organism: Nanorana parkeri
Lineage: Eukaryota; Metazoa; Chordata; Amphibia; Anura; Dicroglossidae
Gene: TOP3A
Product: topoisomerase (DNA) III alpha
Exons: 19
Coding region: 23-3079 (1018 amino acids)
Biological process (GO): DNA topological change
Cellular component (GO): nucleus; chromosome
Molecular function (GO): DNA binding; zinc ion binding; DNA topoisomerase type I (single strand cut, ATP-independent) activity
Source: RefSeq, a predicted model, not a curated record
AGUACCGCUUGCUGCUUCCGUGAUGAUUUUCGGUAGAGGUGUUUUGGCGUUCCGCAGACUUAAGAUCCUGAAAACAAGCGGCGUCCGUUUCUGCUCUGAGAAAUCCUCCAUCAUGUCCCUGAGGAUUCCUGUCAAGAAAGUGCUGUGCGUGGCGGAGAAAAACGAUGCUGCCAAGGGGAUUGGUGACAUCAUGUCUAACGGGCGGAUGAGGAGGAGAGAAGGGUUUUCGAAGUAUAACAAGAUCUAUGAAUAUGAGUAUCAUUUGUUUGGAAGGGACGUGACGGUCAGCAUGACCUCUGUCUCUGGACAUUUGUUGGGGAUGGAUUUCCAGAGGCAUCUUAAAUCCUGGCACAGCUGCAACCCAGUUUCUCUUUUCGAUGCUGAAGUUGAGAAGGUUUGCUCUGAUGAUAUGGUUAACAUCAAGAGAACGCUGGAGCGAGAGGUUCGGCAGUGUCAGGUUCUUGUCAUAUGGACGGAUUGUGACCGAGAAGGGGAAAACAUCGGUUUUGAGGUUAUCGAUGUCUGCAAAGCAGUAAAACCCAAUUUGCAGGUAUUCCGUGCCCGCUUCUCAGAGAUCACCCCUCGUUCCAUCACAACAGCUUGUCAGAACUUGAUCCAACCAGAUCAGAACACCAGUGAUGCAGUGGAUGUAAGGAUGGAGCUGGACCUUCGGAUUGGUGCUGCUUUUACCAGAUUCCAGACUCUGCGCCUCCAGAAGAUUUUCCCCUCAGUGUUGUCUGAUCAGCUCAUCAGCUAUGGAAGCUGUCAGUUCCCCACCUUGGGGUUUGUGGUUGAGAGGUUCAAAGCUAUCCAGGCUUUUAUUCCCGAGACCUUCUACAAGAUCAAAGUGACUCAUGAACAUGAAGAUGGGAAUGUGGAGUUCACCUGGAAGAGGAACCGUUUGUUUAACCACACAGCAUGCCUUGUUCUCUACCAGAUCUGCAUGGAGGAUCCCACAGCCACAGUCGUUCAAGUGGGAAGCAAACCGAAGAGCAAAUGGAGGCCGGUGGCCCUGGACACUGUGGAGAUGGAAAAACUGGCUUCUAGAAAACUGAAAAUUGGAGCGAAGGAGACCAUGAAAAUUGCAGAGAAGCUUUACACGCAGGGGUACAUCAGUUACCCUCGAACUGAAACCAACAUUUUCCCCAAGGACUUGAACCUCACGCCAUUGGUUGAGCAGCAGACGCAGGACCCUCAGUGGGGUGGCUUUGCCCAACGCAUCUUGGAGAGGGGUGGGCCAACUCCCAGGAACGGGAGCAAGUCAGAUCAGGCCCAUCCUCCCAUCCACCCUACUAAGUACGCCAGCAACCUACAGGCAAAUGAGAAGCGCAUCUACGAGUUCAUUGUGCGCCAUUUCUUGGCCUGUUGCUCCCAGGACGCUCAGGGGCAGGAGACCACCGUAGAGAUCGACAUCGCCGCCGAGAGGUUUGUGGCUCACGGGCUGAUGAUUAUCGCCAGAAACUACCUGGAUGUCUAUCCGUACGACAAGUGGAACACAAAGGUCAUCCCUGUGUAUGAUAUGGGUCAGAGGUUCCAGCCCACCUUGGUGGAGAUGGUAGAUGGUGAGACCUCCGCACCACAGCUGCUAACAGAAGCCGAUCUCAUAUCUCUAAUGGAGAAACACGGAAUAGGCACUGACGCGACCCAUGCAGAGCACAUUGAAACCAUUAAGUCGCGUAUGUACGUUGGACUUACCCCUGAACAGAGGUUCCUUCCGGGAGAGUUGGGGAUGGGCCUGGUGGAGGGAUAUGAUUCCAUGGGCUUUGAGAUGUCCAAGCCAGACUUACGGGCAGAGCUGGAGGCAGAUCUAAAACUCAUCUGUGAAGGCAAAAAGGACAAGUUCACCGUCCUGAGACAGCAAGUGCAGAAAUACAAGCAGGUCUUCAUAGAGGCUGCAGCCAAAGCCAACAAGCUGGACGAUGCUCUGUCUCAGUACUUUGGCCAGGCAGCACAACUUGCGGAACAGCAGGAGAUCUACCCAGAAACGCCAGUGCCUAUACGAAAAUGUCCACACUGCAACAGGGAUAUGGUGCUGAAGACCAAGAGAGAUGGAGGGUUCUUCAUUUCGUGUUUGGGUUAUCCCAGCUGUAAAGCAUCAAUCUGGUUGCCCAGUUCAGUUCUGGAGGUGUCACGAGAUGACAGCGUGUGCGAUGUGUGCAGACCUCAUCCGGUACACAAGUUGAAGCUGAAGUUCAAGCGUGGCAGCAUCCCCCCUCUGAUGCCCCUGGAGUUUGUGGGCUGCAUUGGUGGCUGCGAUGAAACUCUUAGAGAAAUCCUGGAUCUGAAAUAUCUACAUGGUGGCAGCAGAGCACCCCAGUCUGGCCCUUCCCGUGAGAACAAUCACCUGCAGGUUAACCAGACAAGUAACCGAAUUACCAAUGGUCGAGGCGGCCAAAACAGACAACCGCCCGCCAAAAAAGACAGAAAGCCUCAACUGGUGACACCAGCUGUGCAGAGAAGUGCUCCGCCCAUCGGUGACAACCCUGAUAAUAACGAAGUGGUGUGCAACUGUGGUGUCAGCGCUGUGCAGCUCACCGUGCGCAAAGAGGGUCCCAACCAGGGGCGCCCGUUCUACAAGUGCAACGGCGGAAACUGCAAUUUUUUUCUGUGGGCCGAUCAGGAGAGCGGGCCUGGCAGGAGUCCCCCAGCGCUGCAGAUGUCUGCAGAACGUCCAUCAACCUCUUUCAACAGUUCUAGGGUCUCUGAAGGGUUCCGGAUGGCGGGAGGAAGCAGGGACUCAGAAUCGGGAGGACAGGGAAUGUGUAAUUGCAAUCAGCCGGCCAUCACGCUCACCGUGCAGAAAGAAGGGGCCAACAAAGGCAGACAGUUCCACACCUGUGCAAAACCCAGAGAGCAACAGUGUGGCUUCUUCCAGUGGGCCGACGAGAACGUCCCUCCAGGUCCCUCUGGAGAUUAUCCCACCACAUUCGGAGGAGGGUCUGGAGCACAGCGAGGAUUUGGCCAGAAAAAUAAAAGAACUGAUAACUCAGACAGAGCUCCGACAGCCAAGAGACAGCGCACAUGUGGCAUCUGUCACCAGCCAGGCCACAACCGCACUAACUGCCCUCAGAACAGAUGA